Paramecium octaurelia is the source of this 2426-nucleotide messenger RNA. The record is from the annotation of a GenBank genome assembly. Lineage: Eukaryota; Ciliophora; Oligohymenophorea; Peniculida; Parameciidae.
AUGGUGGAUGUUCGAACUCCAAACAAGAUAAUUAAAAAAAAUCAAGACAAUUCUAACACAUACUUGGUUUCUUAAGGAAACAAUUAUAUAUUAGAGGAUAAAAACUACAUGGAAGUCAAUAGCCCGGAAUUAGUUCAAGACUAUAAUUUUUGUUCAUUGCAAAAGGAGAAAGAUAAAGAAUUUCUUUAAAAGAAGGCGUUUCAAUUUGCCUUAUUUUAGAUACAAAAAAAUCAAAUUAUUGAAUAACACUUAUCAUAGAAGAAUAAAAAAGUUUAGAUCAAGUAAUAGAGAAAAUAGACUAUCAGAUAUAAAUGUUUGAAUUUUCUUGAUAUUUAGAUAAAUUCAUCAUUGAAGGAUAAAAGUUGGCAAUCAAGAUGAAAGCCAAUGAUGGGAACAUUACCAAUUUUCAAAGCAUGGAAAAAAAAUUUACUCAUGAAUUACAAACUAUUGGAUACACUUAAGAUGAAUUGAUAAUAAGUUUUACUUUAAAGAAUCAUCAGGAAUGUAUAGAGAAUAAGUCUGUAUUAUUUAUUGAUAAGAAUGUUCGAUUAAUGAUUGAUAUUAGAUUUAUCCAAGAUAAUACAAUAAUAUUGCAUUUCCUUUAAUAAUCUAAAUUUCAAGAGAUGUAUUAAAAUUAUUAUAAAUGUCUAACCACCAUCGUAAUCUAAGGGAACUCUUUUCAACAAAGUACUCUAAGCCUUUCUCCAAUUUUCCUUCCGAUAGAUUACGAAUUGGAAAAUCCCCUAUAGCAGUUGGCAACUUUCUUUAAUAUGCAUAAAAAAAGAAUGCCGAAGAAAAAUAGUAAAGAAAUCAUACUCCAGUACAUACCCCAAACAAAAUAAGAAUUGGAUAAGUCAACAUAAAUGAAUAUGCAUUACCUUACAAAAAUCCAUAGCUUAGUUUUUUUAGUAAGGAUAGUAAUAGAUCAAGAUCAAAAAGUCCAAUGUAAUUAUCAAUGCAUAAAUCACCAAAAUAAUCAACGAUAGACUCAAAAAAGAUUUUUGAAAAUGAAGAUUCUAUAAGUCUCAAUCGAUAGGCUUCUCUAAAACUAUCCAAUCAUACUAAAUUUGCUAGUGCUAACUUAAAAAUCAAUAUUAAUGAGGUUCCACAUAUAAAAAUACCUUAAGUUAGUUCUACUACAAAAAUAAAAGCAAAUAUAUAAAAUUUUGAGAGUAUUUUCAAUUCUUUGCUUAUCAAAUAUGAUUCCAUUCAAUAAUAGUCAUAACAACGUCCACCAAUUAAAAAGGUAUAAAAAGAGGAACCACAAGAUGAAGAAUUAUAAAUUGAUACUUAAAUUUGUGUAACGAAGUCUAGUUUUGCAUUUCACUUUGUAAUAGGGAAAGGAGGAUUUGGAAGGGUCUGGAAAGUUGAAUUAAAAAAAAGCAGAACUCAAUAUGCUAUGAAAGAAAUGUCAAAGGCUAAAAUAAUCGCAAAAAGAAGUGUGAAUUCUGUUAUGAACGAAAGAAAUCUUUUGGCAUAGUUCAAACACCCUUUCUUGAUUAAUAUGAAUUUUUGUUUUUAGGACAGAGAUAACUUAUAUCUAGUUAUGGAUCUUUUAACAGGUGGUGACCUCAGAUAUCAUAUAGGACGCAUGAGAAGAUUCAAAGAACAUUAAACUAAAUUUUUUAUUGCUUGUGUUAUUUUGGCAUUAGAAUACCUACACAAUUCAAAUGUUAUUCACAGAGAUGUUAAACCUGAAAACAUAGUACUUGAUAGCAAUGGUUAUGCUCGACUAACUGAUUUAGGAAUAGCAAGGAUUUGGAAACCUGAGAAUUCCUAAGAUACAAGCGGAACACCAGGAUAUAUGGGUAUAUAUACGUUUAUAUCCUAACUUUAGCUCCUGAAGUAAUGUGUAGAUAGAAUCACACUAUUGCAGUUGAUUAUUUUGCUUUGGGAGUUAUGACGUAUGAAUUUAUGUUGGGAAGAAGACCAUAUAAUGGUAGAACAAGAUAGGAGAUUAGAGAUCAAAUUCUAACCAGAUAAAUCUAAGUGAAAAGAAGUGAAUUGCCAGAUGAUUGGUCAAUUGAUGCUGCUGAUUUCAUUAAUAAAUUAAUAUAACGUAAACCUAUUAAUAGAUUGGGAUUUAAUGGACCUAAUGAAGUUAAAUAACACCCAUGGUUGUAGAACUUUCCUUGGACAAAGUUAUUAAACAAGGAAAUUCAAUCACCAUUCAUUCCUCCUGUAUAUUCAACUUAUUAUUUAUUAGCCAAUUUAAGAGAAUUUAGAUUAUAUAAACAAUAUUAGUGAAGACAAUGAUACUUAGGAUGAAUAAAUUGUAGAAAAUAGAAUCUUGUUAAAAAAGAAUUCUGUUUAAAGUAAGAAUUAUCAAUAAAGUAGAUUUAUUUUAUGGGUAUAGCUAUGAUUAAAACAUGUAAACCUAAUUAAAAAACACCAAAAGUACUAGUAGCACCUUAGUAGUUAAUUGA